AUGCCUGCGGCUGCCCCCGAGGAUGACAUGGCACCCGUCAUUCUGAGUGGCCAGGGACCACUGUCCCAGAUCGGGCCCGCCAGUACGCACGCCCGCUCCACACCCCACGACGGCCUCAGUGCCGGACAUUACCCCCGGGCCCUCUCGACCCCGGACGCGUCCCUGACAACACCAUCUCACUAUCCCCUGCCCCAAGACAACCUCAAUUACGUUUACAUCAAGUGCCUUGACAUAUUUGAUGGUAGUUCAUUUGAAUACAUACCCAGGCAGGAGACAGACAUCCAUCCUACAUACACGCUGGUGCGUGCCGGCUAUCUAUCCCCUACUCCAACAGAGCCCCAAAUUGCGAUCUCCCUGCGAUCGCUCGAACUGUUAUACUCUCUUUUCCAAGCAGCGCCCGCUUUCAGUAUUCAACAUUUUACCCGGGUGGUUUCUGACAUACACAAGCCCUACUUAAGAACCCAAAUCUCACUUGCUUUCGAUAUCUUCUAUCGGAUAUUCUUCCACCUGGAUAAACUCGUCAAACAAGCUGUAGGUCAGGUGGGGCCCAAUUAUCGUCUCAAAAAUUCCUGCCCUGCUUGUCACUGUAAGGUUGAAGAUGAGCCCGAACACCCCAUUCAGCUCAUUGUCACAGCUGAUGGGAAUACCUCCCUCUCAAGGCUGUGCCACAAUUUUGCCACCGACGCCCGAGUCUUUCCCAGUGACUACUUCAUUCCCCGAGAACAGGUCAAUAAUUUUGCUGACACUCGAAAACAUUCACAAUGUGGUAGCCAGAUGGAUGGCCCAGAGUCGUCAUUUAUAUCUGACAGCUGCCUAGCAUGGAAGAAUGCUCGGCCAAUGCCCUUGAAGUCGAAGUCGGGUGCCAUGCAACUCAUGGAUGAGACAGGACUUUUCUCUGUCGUUUGCCAACAUGGUAUCGUCCAAUUCCUUAUCGACAUGGUCCAGAGUGGGGAGUUAGCCAAAUAUCCAAUCGCUGCCGCUGAUCAACUCAUACGGACGUUCAGCCACAACAUUCUAUUUGCAUACGAUAUUGGCUGCACAUUUUCAGCUACCCUUUCCAAGUCUUCCAUUGGUGAUAUGCUCGAUUUCCUCAUAGGGCUACAGCAGGGAGCUGGAAUUGAAGAUGGCGAAGGCAACGAACGAGUAUAUUCUGAGAGCAACUCCCUCGCACCGGUAACCCAACAUGCGUCACCAUACUAUCGGCAUCUCCGGAUUCAUAUGCAUUUUGUGAAGUGGGAUGAAACAAAGUAUGAGCGUCUAGGUGACUUCUUAUUGAACAACCACACAACGGCAUGGAGAAUAGUUCAAGAAAGCCUAGAAAUCCUUGAGACAACAAGGCAGAUGGACCCCAACUUUGAACCUGAUGUGCAAUGCCCACAAUGGCUGGAUGAAGAGCGCAACUACAUAUCCUCACUUCAGUUUGAGCCCCAAGAUGAAAAGACGAAGGUCGUGUAUUUAGAGGCCACAGAGCAUCUUGAGCGUGCAGAGGAAACCAUACGCUACUGGAUAGCGCAAAUAGCUGUCCAGGCUAGGCUACCACCCCAACAUGCUGACCGACAUUUGCGAGAGGCAAACAAAGCUGUUGAGAGUGCACGCGCCGCUCUGGCAGCGUUGGGGUUAGCUCUACUGGCCAUGUCUCGUACACGACCUUGGGUGCCUGGUUCUCCUGAGCGGCUUGAAGCAAUCACUCUGCGCCAGCAGAGGGAUUAUAAUCACCUCCUUGAUGAUCUCGAGCAUUGUGCAAUAUCGCGUCAGUUUGAAGUUGAGAAGAUGGGACUUCCAAGGACAGAUUACAAGGCUCACCAGCAAAUCCUAUCUUUAGUGGCAAAGCGGGGCAAGACACUUAACUCGACACUAGAGAAAUACAACAAUCUUGCGUCCACCAUGGAUCCCCCGAAGCCGAGACUCAGUUGGGAGGAUGUAACCAGCCUCGAGUUCAUAUCAGAUAUUGUGAUUUUACGGGGCCAUGACGAUGUACGUGAGAAACCAUGGGCAAAGCCCCUUCUCUGCAAGGCCACCCGAGCUUGGCAUAAGCUUCAACGAGCCCGUGAAGAGAUUGACACUGUCAGACUUGAAACUCGUUGGGUAUGGACCUCAAUGGAAAAUGAGGAGGCUUGGCUGCGAGGUGCCAUUGAGAACACUCGAUCGACCAAUCCCACUCUGGCAAGAUAUAUUUCCGCUACUUCCCAAUACCGCCUCAAUGUCAAUGCGCACCUACAUUCCAAACUCGCCCAGCUGGAUAAGCUCGCACAUUUUUUAACUGGUGAUGGGGAAGGGACGACGAGCGGACCACCAGCGAGCCCUGACACUUGUGGCAGCCCAGAAAACACGAAUAGCAACCCACCAAACAUACCACCCAAUGAAACCCCCUCCACGACACUGCCCAGCUCAACCACCAAUCUCAUACCCUCUGAUGAUAUCGAUGGUGGGAUGGCGGAUGGGGGGCUGGAAACUGAGAAUGAGGAGGUUGAGGAGUCUCAUCGCCUGAUCGGUCGAAUCGCCAGUGCUUUGGAGAGCCUUGAUUUAGACUUUGUCUGA
This is a messenger RNA of Cantharellus anzutake, 2538 nucleotides long. RefSeq lists its product as uncharacterized. Lineage: Eukaryota; Fungi; Basidiomycota; Agaricomycetes; Cantharellales; Hydnaceae. The coding region runs from base 1 to 2538 and encodes 845 amino acids. The transcript has 12 exons. The record is from RefSeq and is a predicted model, not a curated record.